UGGAGGGUUCAAGCAGCCAGAGAGGAGCAGUGCAUAGUGGAAAGUGUGACUAGGAGAAGGUGGAUAGCUGUGCCGAGCACUGCCUAUGAGAACCAGCAGCAAAGAGAUAUAGGGGUAUCCUCACGGGCAGGGCUGCUUUCAAAGGGGUUGCAUGCUCCUUCCCUUCCCACCAGGCUGCCAUGUGUGGGGGGGACGGCCAGCCUGCAGGAGUGGGAGGGAGGGGCAGGAGAGGUGCAGCUGGAGCAGGCUCCACAAAAAGGCUGUGGGAAUGCAAAGAUCAGGGAAAUGACGAGGGACACGUCACUCCGUGCAAGCUGAAAUGCAGAGGGGGUGGUAAGGAGAAGAGGAGCAGGCAGGCAGAGAUUUGGAAGUCUCAUCCCAGAAGGACUGUCCUCAAGAGUGCAGUAUUUUCCAGUGCAACGCUGUGACAGUUUCGGAGACAUACUUGGGCUUGGCAUCUGGUUCUUAUUACAGAUGACCCUGCAGACUUUUUCUGCUAGAAACCUUCCCAGCAAAUAUCCAAUUGCCUUCUACAGUUCCACCUAAGAGAGAGAAGGCAGCUUGAUUUCCAUAGCAGGGGAAAGUCAAGGUGAUACGAACCACCAUCAUGGUGACUCUUCCUCUCUUCCUCUUCUUCAUCCUCUUGCCCUGCAGUAAAUCCCAGGAGGACUUUCUGGACCACAAUCUGAAAUGGGACUACAGAGAAGGCGCUGACAAAGUCAACAUAGGAGGCAUUAACAGCAUUACUCAAACACUUGAGAAAUGGGGAAACAGCAUCUUCUGGCAAAUGAAACACAUCCUGCUGAACAACCCAGAGUCUUUACUGCCGGAGAUCUCCAGUCUCCGCCCUGUUUCUGCAGCUGUGGAGAAUCUUGUGAGGGAGGUCCAGGCAAUACGGAAAAGGUUAGAAGAACUGAAUGAAAGGCUCAAUGUCAUCAACAAAGCUGUUCUUCCCAUCCGAAUCAACGUUCUGCAGAGCCAGAGGCGUGCAAAUACUCAGCUGCGGAGAAUCCCAGUGCAUAGGAGAAGGUUGCCCGCACGCAGGAGACUUCAGAGGAAUUAACUCUACCAGAAAAAAAAAGGAAAACCUUUGGUUUUUUGCACCUGCUUAAGCCUUUCUCAAUGGGACAAUGCUAGACAGAAUAAACCAAAGCACAUGCAAGAUGACUUUACUGAUGAGACUAGAACUUCUGCAUGUUGUUUCUUUAUUUCAAGCCCAGGUCUGUAGAUCAAAUCUGACCCUGGUCUUCGAUGAUGGUUGUUUUGUGUCCUAUGCAAAAUAAGUUGAGAAACUCGGUCUGCUUGAGUGUGAAUACCUUUAGGUUGUGCUGUCAUUCUUUCUGCUUACCAGGGUAAGAUCUUUUUUAAAAAGUUCAGCUGAAUUUUUCUGUCCUAUUUUCACAGCACUCUGUCAGAAACAGCUGGGGAAUUCAAUCUUCAAAAGUGCUGAAUGCUGGAUGAAUGCAGGAAGAUAGAUUAGGGUUUUGCACUUCCAGCUGGGUAAGAAGGGGGAGAAAAAGCUAUGCUUUAAAAUAUAGCCAUAACCUAUUCUUCACCAAUGCAAAGAAUGCCCCAUUCGCUUGUUCAGAGAGUGGGUAGAGUUCGAUAAUCUUGGACUAUGCAUAUUGUUUCAAGAGUAAUGAUAUGCCAGAUUCUUGGGACCAAAGCUGAGCACCCAUCUUCUUUAGUGAGCUUUCUUUUAGCUACCUGCAGGUGGGCACUGAAAACACUGUGCAAUAGAUAUGCCUGUAACUUCCAAUGCUGUGAAUGAUAUCACAAUGACUUCUGCCAAGACCCUUUGAAAACAGGUGAUGUUUCUCCAAAACAAUUUAGGUACCUAAUGGUAUAAGUAGAUGCCGACAAAGAUUUUCCAAAAUAGCUUAGGAAACAGCUGAGUCCCAAAAAUCACUGGUAAUUCACUUGGCAUCUGGCUGGUAAUUCAGAUGAUGUCUUAUACACAGAAUAUCUUCUCCACAUGCAAACAUCAACCUCCAUAUCCUUCAGCACAGUUAAGAUCUGUAUAAAACAAACUAUGUACUCCCAAAGCUCAGGCGUACGUAGUUUACUUUGCCUUCAGCUUGUCUUUGCUUUCCGGGUAAUAAAGCUGGUAACAAAAAAUGAUGCAGAAAUUGAGUUAUGCACUGAACAGAGGAAAGAGUGGGCUUACUCUUUAGAUCUCUAAAGGUAAAAUUAAUACAGAGAUUUCCAUCCAGCACUGUAGCUAAUGACAUGCCUGAAAUCUGUUAAAACAUAGUUAUGGAGGCCAGAAAGAAAAAUAAACUAUUUUUAAGCACUUUA
Molecule: messenger RNA, 2298 nt
Organism: Coturnix japonica (Japanese quail)
Lineage: Eukaryota; Metazoa; Chordata; Aves; Galliformes; Phasianidae
Source: RefSeq, a predicted model, not a curated record